AUGAAUUCUAUCGACUCCCACUUGGGAGAAAGUUACGCUGCGAGUACUGCUGGAAGUGUCCAGCUUCCUUCCGAGAACAAGAAGCAAAUUAUAGCAAAUGCAACAAGGAAGAGGGUGGAGCUAACAUUUGAGCAAAAGCAAGCCAUUCGAGAUGUUUUCAAUCUGUUCGACACGGAUGGCUCUGGUGACGUAGACGUCACAGAACUUCAAAUUCUCAUGCGCGCACUUGGGCUAGAUCCUCGACCCGGUGAAGCUGAGCAGUUAGCAGCGACCUUUGACACUGGAGGGGCUGCAACCCUGGAUUUCGAGGAAUUUUUGAGAUUGAUGGCAGUAAAAAUGAGCGAGAAGGACAGCAGGGAACACAUGAAACAGAGCUUCAAUAUUUUUGAUGGGGAGCAGCGUGGGAAGUUUGGGGUUAAGGAUUUGAAGAGAAUAGCAAAAGAAUUAGGAGAGGAACCAACGGACAUGGAACUACAACUAAUGCUGAGCGAAUGUGAUGCUGAUGGUGACGGCGAAAUCAACUUUGAAGAUUGGGUCCGCAUAAUGUCUAAAUCCGUAAGUUUACUUACCUAG
Molecule: messenger RNA, 573 nt
Organism: Fimicolochytrium jonesii
Lineage: Eukaryota; Fungi; Chytridiomycota; Chytridiomycetes; Spizellomycetales; Powellomycetaceae
Product: centrin-1
Exons: 5
Coding region: 1-573 (190 amino acids)
Biological process (GO): mitotic cell cycle; centriole replication
Cellular component (GO): centriole; centrosome
Molecular function (GO): calcium ion binding
Source: RefSeq, a predicted model, not a curated record